CGAUCGUGUGCACUGCUUUGGUUGGUGUGGUUGUGGUUGGUGUGCGGUGUGCACGAUGCAACCAGAUGCAAUACCCGGCGAAAUAGAGGGGAGAGCAUUUAGCUGCUGUACAAUUCUUUUUAAAGUAUUUCAUUAAUUCAUUGUAUUUUAAAAUCUUUUAAUACAAUUUGUACAGCCGAAAUGUCAAUUUAGAUUGCAAGCAAUUUGUUUGCUUGCUUUAUCGAUUUAUCUAUUUACCGUAGAAAAUAUGAGGUUCUCUAUUCGUAUAGCCUGCGUCUUUUCGUUUUGAUACCCAUUUCUUUAUUAAAGAAAAAAAGAUGAUCAAACAAUGUCUGUCAAAUUUUCUACUUGCCGGUACUAUUAGAUUUUUAUUAAUGAACUCCGGUUACCAAAAGAUUAUCAGUGAUCGCGUCGAAGUGUCUACUGCGUUGAAUUCCUGGAAAAGAGUGACCGAAGGAGUACAUCUGCACAAUUUCGGGAUAGAUCCAUACGCAGGAGAUUUGUUUCAUGAAACACCUAUUGGAUUAUUCAUCUUUAAUUUUCUGCAAUUGCAUUUACCACAGUGGCUAUUGUUCUCUUUAUUUAUUUUCACGGAUCUGUUAACAGCAUUGCUGCUUGGAUUUACAGCAAAGCAGUAUACAACUGAACUGAUAUCCAGAAAGAAAGAGAGAGAAGAGAAAACUGAUGAUGAAAAUAGAGGAGGUCAGGAUGAUGCAACUGCCAUAUAUACUUCCACUAUGUACGUCUCGGCAGGAUAUUUGUUCAGCCCGUACAUCAUACUGAAUUGUGUUGGACUUACAACAACAGUAUUUACAAAUUUGUUAUAUUCGAUAGCACUGAUUUCAAUGACAAGAUCGUCUAUAUUCUGGAGCUGCUUAUCGAUUUCAUUGUUAACGUUGCAACAACUUUAUCCCAUUUCGCUUGUAGUGCCAGCGAUUAUAUAUAUCGCGCGUUCCGAUAGCAAGCAACGGAAACGGAAUAUUAUCGUAUUCGUCGCGUUGUUCGCGAGCAUGUUGAUAAGCCUAUUUUAUAUUUCAUAUUACAUUAUGGGAAGCUGGUCGUUCGUUUGGAACACGCACGGUUUCAUACUGACGGUGCCGGAUUUGCGCCCGAACGUGGGACUCUACUGGUAUUUUUUUACAGAAGUGUUCGAACACUUCCGAUGGCUUUUCAUCGCCUCUUUCCAAAUAAACGUCGGUUUAUUGUACAUAGUACCAUUAGCAUUGAGAUUAAGGCACGAUCCAAUGCUACUAGCAUUUUCUUACUUGGCAAUAGCUGCCGUAUUUAAAUCUUAUCCUUGCAUAGGGGACGUUGGUUUUUACAUGUCCCUCCUGCCACUGUGGAAGCAUUUAUACCAAUAUACACAGCAAGGGUUCAUCGUAGGCUGUUUCAUGCUGUUUUGUACAAUUUUUGCACCCACCGUUUGGUAUCAGUGGAUCUACACCAGAUCUGCUAAUGCAAACUUUUACUUCGGAGUUACGUUGGCGUUCGCUAUAGCACAAAUUUUUCUACUAACAGACAUACUUUUCGCGAGCGUGAAACACGAGUUCGCCGUACGACAUGGUAUUAAUAAGGAUGUCAGUGGAAGUACGACGAAACUACUUUUAGAAUAAAGUUAUAAUAUCCAAAUUA
Messenger RNA from Ceratina calcarata, 1632 nucleotides. It is a transcript of the gene PIG-U, whose product is annotated as phosphatidylinositol glycan anchor biosynthesis class U. Gene Ontology annotation, cellular component: membrane; GPI-anchor transamidase complex. The record is from RefSeq and is a predicted model, not a curated record. Gene Ontology annotation, biological process: attachment of GPI anchor to protein. The transcript is spliced from 4 exons. Lineage: Eukaryota; Metazoa; Arthropoda; Insecta; Hymenoptera; Apidae. The coding region runs from base 318 to 1613 and encodes 431 amino acids.